AUGGAGGAGGUGAUGGAGGAGGUGACGGAGGAGGUGACGGAGGAGGUGACGGAGGAGGUGAUGGAGGAGGUGCUGGAGGAGGUGACGGAGGAAGUGAUGGAGGAGGUGCUGGAGGAGGUGAUGGAGGAGGUGAUGGAGGAGGUGACGGAGGAGGUGACGGAGGAGGUGAUGGAGGAGGUGAUGGAGGAGGUGAUGGAGGAAGUGAUGGAGGAGGUGAUGGAGGAGGUGAUGGAGGAGGUGACGGAGGAGGUGAUGGAGGAGGUGCUGGAGGAGGUGAUGGAGGAGGUGACGGAGGAAGUGAUGGAGGAGGUGCUGGAGGAGGUGAUGGAGGAGGUGACGGAGGAGGAGGUGACGGAGGAGGUGCUGGAGGAGGUGACGGAGGAGGUGACGGAGGAGGUGACGGAGGAGGUGACGGAGGAGGUGACGGAGGAGGUGAUGGAGGAGGUGAUGGAGGAGGUGACGGAGGAGGUGAUGGAGGAGGUGAUGGAGGAGGUGAUGGAGGAGGUGAUGGAGGAAGUGAUGGAGGAGGUGAUGAGGAGGUGA
Molecule: messenger RNA, 543 nt
Organism: Knipowitschia caucasica
Lineage: Eukaryota; Metazoa; Chordata; Actinopteri; Gobiiformes; Gobiidae
Source: the annotation of a GenBank genome assembly